Molecule: messenger RNA, 7952 nt
Organism: Cuscuta campestris
Lineage: Eukaryota; Viridiplantae; Streptophyta; Magnoliopsida; Solanales; Convolvulaceae
Source: the annotation of a GenBank genome assembly
CUGGCAACUAUGCACACCUGGCACAUCCACCGCUCACCAAGACAUCAACAAAAUCAAGGACAACAUUUUCGGCCAACCACGCCCAAGGAAGGGCCCAGGAGGCCAGGAUCUAUUCCCACUCCACACACGAGAGGGGAGACAUAAUGCAUGACACCCAAGCAUACGUGCCCUCAACCGAAUGGCUUGAGGCGCAACUUGCGUUCAAAGUUUCGAUGGUUCACGGGAUUCUGCAAUUCACACCAAGUUCGUCUUCCUCAGGAGAUUCAUUAUCCGAGCUCAACCUGUUUGUUUGGUUAUCAUCUGUGCGUGAAUUGAAGGUACUGCAUCAGUCUCUGCCCUUGUGUGGUCUGUUGUUUAGGUGCUUCACUACACUUGUGCUUCUUGAUUUCUUCGUAUGUAAGAAGGGUACCAAAAAACACAAACAAAGCAUUACCAAGUUUGUGUUUGAUGGAACACCAGUGAGUGAAGCAAGACUUUGGUCCAAUUCAGAGACAAGCACAAGUGGUGCCACUGCUGCCAAAACUGGAGCAGUUUCUACUGCUCUGGAAGAGGGAAAUGACCAGAUGGGCAGUAACAAACAUACCCCCAUUACUUCUACUCCUUCAAAAACUGUAUUGAGGGAAAGGAAAUUGAGAAAUGGCAAAACCAUGGUUCUUCAAGAAGCUGCGGAUGACCCUGGUCCUAACCAUGAUGCAGAACCCAUUGGACAGAAAACUUGUUUUGAGGACAACAUAGGAAAGGCUGUGGACAGUGGCAUGGAGAGACAUGAUGAUGACUUGGACAAACCUAGAGACUCACCCUCUAUUCUACCUGAACCUCCAUCAAAGGAAUUGCCUAGUUCCAGUGGGCAUAACCGAGACCCUUCUGAAGGCUUCCCUUUGAAGAAAGUGGAGGUGGGGGAUGUGGUCAGCAUACCGGCAGAAGGGGUUUCAAAUCUUGAAGAGGAGUGGGGGUUCUGCCUUGUGGGCUGUUUGACAGGCCGGUUUCCGGGCAUCAAAGCCAUUGAGGGGCUGAUCUCCUCAUGGCAUUUAGAGUGCAAGCUCCAUCCUCACGAAAAAGGCUGGGUGAUCUUCCAGUUUUUGAGUGAUGAAGACCGUAGAAAAGUUCUCCAUAAUGGGUCAGUGGGAACCCCCAUACGCACCGACAGAGGAACGAAAAAUAAGGGAAGGUUGAGCUAUUGUAGAAUGUUGAUUCGGGUUGACAUGUCUAAGGAGCUCCCUACAUCCUUUGUGGUUUCUCUCCCUGAUGGAGAAGAAUUUACUCAAAAGGUUGUGUACGAAGGCCUUCCAAACUAUUGCUAUCAUUGCAAAAAGUUUGGCCACAACCAAUUGAGCUGUAGGGUUCUCCGAGCCCUAAACCACAGAAAAUCUGGGAAUUAUUUUGACAAGCGUGACAGGAACACCUUUGGGAAGGCUGACUUGGUUAGGAAAGGGGCUGAUUCUGCCCUGGGUACUCCAGCCCCUGCCAAAUCGAGAAGAAGGAGGAGAAGAGCUAAGCGUAAGUUGGUACGUGGACCUAAGGCCUUGGGCAGUCAUGCCAUGCCCACCCCCACUGCGUUGCCUUCCCCAAAGGACACCAUGAAGACGGCCAGGACUGAGGAUAAUGGCGUAGAACAUGCUGCCAAAACCGUGAACCAUGAUGGGCAGGGUGAUGUCUGCUCUUCCACCACCAGUCCGAAGGAUUCUCUUGAUCCUAGUGGUGCAACAAAGUCUACGGACAAGGCUACUAAGAAAGUAGCACAAACGGAUGCUAAAGUUUUGGGAGAUGGAGCUCCAGCUUCAAACCAAAAACUGCAGCAACCCAAGGAAAAAAAGAGCUUGAGUGGAAAACAGCCCGGCACUGUGGGCGAUGAUGACCAGCUCGUUGGCACCUCCUCCACCCCUGCGCAUGUUGAGCAAGCUGUCCAAGCAAACUCCAAGGUAGGGGCGUCCAUCAUAGAGAAGGGGAACAAGCCAACUGGAGCGGCCAAGAAGGCAGACCAGACCACCACAGAGAGCACACCACAAAAGGCACCAUGGCGAAUAAAGCUGGACAAGCAAAAGGAAGAGUGGCUUGAUCGACUACUAGCCCAAGCAAUGGGGAGAGUGGACAGAUCAGAUCAUGGAUUACCUAAGCUUGCACCGGACAAACUUCGGGAGCUCAUUGCCCGCAGCCCUCCUUGUUUGAGGGAUGCCUAUGGAGCUCCGCGCGGGGCAGUCCCGUCGGCACUGUUCAUCCAUAUUGAGACUUCCGAUUCCAGCCUUAUUCUUGAUGUGUUUGGCACGAUUUUGGAGCUCUUGAUUCGUUUGGAGCCGAGGAAUCCAUUCCCAGGCUUGGUUUUUGGAUUACGCUGCUGUAAUUGGGUGAAAUCGCAGAGGCUACUGACUAUGUGGUUUGAUUGGCAUUUGGGUCUGGUUUUGCUUGUUGUAAGCUUUUGGGCAGCCAUACUACCUGCCGUUUGUAGUGCUGAAUCAUGGUCUAUUGAGGACGGCUCUGGGUGGGAAAAGACCGCUAUGUUGCUGGUUUGGGGCUGCCUAAAGGUCCAUUUGCUUGGGCCCUUUGUGAGCCAUGAACUGGCCUUCUCUCCUCACACUUUGGCCUUUGAUGAACUCAUGGACAUGGGUCAUGGCAUCUCUUUCUUGAGGGUGAACUUGUUGAUCCUACACGUGUUGAGGACAUGUCAUUGUAGUGGCAACAAUGACGCAAAUGAACCCUUAGGUGAUCUCAGUGGCCCUUGGGCUGUUAUGGGGGAUUUCAAUGCAGUUAUCAGCUCUACUGAAAGAGUGAACUGCCAAACCCAGAGUGCCUAUUACAUGACAGAUCUCAGACAGUUCAGAAUCAACAAUGCAUUGAAUGAUGCUAACUCAUCACGGCUGGAAUUUACUUGGAACAAAGGUGAAAAAUGGGCCAAACUAGACAGAGUUCUGGUCAAUGAUGAAUGGGAAAAUAUGCAAUGGGACUGCUGGGCUGAAUUUAGAGACAUGGAGGCAAUCUCUGACCACUGCUCAGUGUUGCUGAAACUUAUGAAUAUUCAGAACCAGAGAACCAGGCCUUUUAAGUUUUACAACAUGUGGCUCAAGCAUGAUAAUUUUGAUAUGGUGAUCAGGGAGAAUUGGAACCAAUGGGUCAAUGGAACAAGGCAGUACAGAUUAUGUGUCAAACUCAAAAAACUGAAACAACCUCUGAGGCUUCUGAAUAAACAACAUUUUGCCCAUAUUUCUCAGAGAGCAGAAUCUGCCAGAAAGGAGUAUAGCCAUCUCAUGCAAGAGCUGAUCCUGGAACCUGAGAAUCCUUCCCUUCUGUCUAGAAGUGUUGAACUCAGAAACAAAGCCAGUUUCUUCAUGGAUGCUGAAAGAUCUUUCUUCCAACAGAAGACUAAGUGUGAACUACUCUUUGAGGGGGACAAAUGCACCAAAUUUUUCCAUGCCCUGAUGAGGAAAAAGAAUCAUAGCAGUGCCAUCCCCUUCAUUCUUACAGCUGAUCAGAGACUCACCACCAGUUUGGAGGAGGUUGAAAAGGAAUUUAUUGAGUACUUUACCAAUCUUUUUGGAACCACUGUCCCCAUUGAACCUGUUGAUUGGAAUGUUUUUGAAGAGGGCCCUCUCAUCCCCAACCAUGCAGCUAACAACCUUAUCAGAAAGGUGACUAUUGAAGAGGACAGAGAUGUUUGGGCCUGGAUCCCUAAACAUGGGGAUUCACACUUCUUCAAAAAACUUGCAGAAGUGAGAAACAAUCUAGCCCAGAAGCUUGGUACUGAUCAGUAUCAAGAAGUGGAUUGGGAUGAACUCCUUGUAGAUGGAGAAUUCUGCACAGCAAAGUCACUCUUCAGAUUGAGUAUGAGCAGACUAGGUUAUGGCCUGGGUUCCUUUUUGGGUGGGUGGACCCUUUGGGUGGUGGAAACAGCCCUUAGCACUUACUGGAAUGAUUUGGCUGCUGUUUCUUUGCUUUUUCUGAUGAUUGGUUACCUGUUUGCAAAGAUUGGUCUUCUACACUCCAAGGCGAGCCUAUCCAUCCUGAAUUCCAGCGGCGUUGUUCAAGAUUUGGGAGUCAACGAACUAGCUAGGAUGGCGAAGGGCAAGAAGAAGGAUCGUAGACCUCCACCUCCCACUCCUCCAAACAAGAAAGAGUUGCGUAACUUUCUUCGUGAUAUGGAGGGUGUGUCUGGGGCUGGAGGGGAGUCUGUGGAGUGUUCUGAUGUUGUGGAUAACUAUCUGGUCAUGACUGAGGAGGAUUUCCAUCCUUGCUCUAAACCUUGUGAGGUCAUGGUUGAAGACGAUGAUGGUUCUGAAUCCCAAAGCCCUUCUCUUGAUGAGGAGAGGAUUGAGCAGGAUUUGCUGAAGGAUAAGAGUGAUGGCAACAAGGGAGAUGCUCCAGUAGCUAACCCAACCAAUGCUGAAGCUCCUGAAACUGCUGAACCUAUUGAGAAGGAGAACUGUGAAAAGGAAGACAAUGGGAAAAACAGUGGAAAUGAGAUUGGGAAGACUGAUUGCAAUACUCCUGGUAAUAAAGCUGAUAUACCUAAAGAGAAAAAGACCUUUGCAUCAUUGUUUGAGAAAAACAGAUCAGAGGAUAAAGGAAUGAAGCUUCAUCAGGUGGACAUGGCUGAAGAUGAGGAGGUCUUUAUUCAGCCUGAAGAUGUUACACCAAUGGAGGAGCUUUGGGGACCAUGCUUGGUUGGGUGUUUCACUGGCAGAUUCCCUGGCCUUGCCCCUAUUCAAUCCUUGGUGGAAUCUUGGAAAGUGCCCUGCCAAUUUGUGCCCCAUCAUAAGGGCUGGGUGAUCUUCAAAUUCCUCUCCAAUGAGGACAGGGACUCAGUGCUACAUAUGGAUGAUCAUAGAAUAAACAACAAAAAGUUGCUCCUCAACAUACCCCAGGAUGGCUUUAUGUGGAAUGCAAAAUCCUUUUCCACCAUGCCAGUUUGGGUCAAGCUUAUGGAUGUGCCAAUGCAAUUCUGGGGCCAUAAUUCUCUGUCCAAAAUAGCUUCAAAACUGGGAAGACCACUCUUUACUGAUGGCCUCACCAACAAAGUGGCAUCCAAACUCACCUUGGAGGAGGACCCUGAUGACAAAUUGGCUUACAAGAAGCCAAACUUUUGUAGGGUGCUCAUUCAUAUGGACUUAUCCAAACCCCCUCCCUCCUCUGUGAAGGUCAACUUUGUGGGAGGCAGCUAUAUGCAACAUGUGGAAUAUGAAGACCUGCCUCUUUACUGCUACCAUUGUGAGAAGUUUGGACACACACCCUUUGACUGCCUUGAUCUCCAUGAGAUUCAGAGAAAGGAAACUACUGAAGAACAAAUAGCCUUGGACAAGGCUAGAGUUGAGGUUAUGAAAACGUCUCUCUUGGCUGACAAUGACAAGGAGAGGGAGAAGCCUAAACAGAACCAAAAAGGUAAGCAGGUUUUGGAAGGAACUAAAGGUGGUGAGAAACUUGCUGACCCCAAUGAACCCUCACCCUCCUUCUCCAGAAAGGAUGAUAAUGAUGGCUUCACACUUGUGGGAAAAGGAAGGGGAUCCCUCACUACACAUCCUCUCAAGGAAGCAAACUUCAACAAUGGCAGCAAACAACCACAGUUCAGAAGGGAAACUAGAAGCAGUGGACGUGGACACAACCAUGGUAACAGGGGGGGUACAUACAGAGAAGCCAAGUUUAAGCUUUUUCUUCAUAACAAACUCCCUUCUUGGUCUUCAACUGAUAAUUUUGCUAUGAUUGAUGAUGGGAGAAUGGCUGUUAUAUGGAACCCACUUUUUGUUACUUGUACUGUUCUGGAUGUUGGUGAUCAAUUUAUCCAUUGCAGAAUUUUGUGUAAUGUUUCCCAGAAAUGCUUCCACAUUACAUUUGUUUUUGCUCUAUACAAUGUAACUGUUAGAAGACAACUAUGGGAAACAAUUUCUGAUUUUGCUGUGAAUAUCAAGACCCCCUGGGCCAUUAUGGGGGAUUUUAACUCAGUUCUGAACUCCAGUGAGAGAUUAAACUGCCACACCUAUGCUUAUGAUAUGACUGAUCUGUUGCACUUUAGGCUCAAUAAUGAUUUGAUUGAUGCCAAGGCCACUGGUACUCACUUCACUUGGAACAAAGGGAACAAAUGGGCCAAAUUGGAUAGGGUGAUGGUGAACUGUGAAUGGGAUGCUCUACAGUGGGAUUGUUGGGCUGAAUUUAAGCCCAUGGAGUUCCAAUCUGACCACUGUCCUGUUCUGCUCCACCUCAUCCAAUCAUCCACCAAAAGCCCUAAACCCUUCAAAUUCUUCAACAUGUGGCUUAAACAUGACUCUUUUGAUAAUACCUUGAAGCAUGUAUGGGACAUGAGGUUUAAUGGUACUAGGCAAUUUAGACUCUGCAGAAAACUGAAGAUGCUGAAGCAUCCUCUCAAACAGUUGAACAACAAGGAUUUUGCACAUAUCUCUUCCAGGGCUGAGGAGGCUAGAAAGUCCUACACUGACCUCAUGGAUAAGCUGUACAAGGACCCUGAUAACUUGGAGCUACUCCAGCUUGUUGCCAAUACUAGGAAGAAAGCCUCUUUCUACUCUGAAAGAUCCUUCAUCCAACAAAAGGUGAAGUGUAACUUUAUUAAUGAAGGGGACAAAUGCACAAAAUUCUUCCAUGCAAUGGUAAAGAAGCAAAGUGUGUUGAAUGCCAUCCCUGUUUUGAUUACAUCCCAAGGAACUACUACUACUUCUCUGGAGGCUAUUGUUGAGGAAUUCAUUGGCUACUAUAAUCAGAUUUUUGGUAAUACAGUCCCUACUUCCCCGGUGGAUUGGAAUGUCUUUAAAGAGGGGCCCCUUAUCCAACACCAGGAUGCCAUUGACUUGGUCAGGAAUGUGGAUAGAGCUGAAGUCAGAGAAGCCCUUUUCAGCAUUGGUGAUGAUAAGGCCCCAGGACCUGAUGGUUAUACAGCUGCCUUCUUCAAGAAGAAAUGGGACAUUGUUGGUGAUACUGUCUUUGAUGCUGUUUCUGAGUUCUUUUUGAGUGGGAGACUCUAUAAGCAGAUUAAUCAUGCCUUGGUUGUCCUCAUUCCUAAGGGUGACCCCAUGGCCCCAACACUGUUUCUUUUCUGUAUGGAAUACCUCUCAAGGCUGAUCAGGAGAAUGCUAUAUGGGAGCAGAUUCACUUUCCAUAACAGGUGCUCUAAACUGGGCAUUACUCAUGUUACUUUUGCUGAUGAUGUGAUGAUGUUUUGCAGGGGAAAUGUGGACUCUGUCAAUGUGUUGGCUAAAGCUAUCAAUAUUUUUUCCCAAGUAUCUGGCUUGCAUGUUAACCCUCUCAAAUCCAAUAUCUUUCUGCCUGGAGAGAUCAAAGACAGUAGAGAGGAUAUCCUUGCUUUGGUGCCUUUCCCUCAGGGUAAACUGCCUGUUAGAUACCUGGGACUCCCUCUGACCUCACAGAGAGCUUCUGAAAGAGACUUUGCCCCACUUGUGAAUAAGGUGGAUGAACAUAUUAGAAAAUGGAAUACCAAAACCCUGUCUGCUGCAGGAAGAUUGGAACUCAUCAGAUCUGUGAUCCAAGGAAUUGAAGGCUUCUGGUUCCAAGCUUUCCCUAUUCAUAAAUCUGUCUUGGACAGGAUAACCUCCCUUUGUAGAACUUUCCUUUGGGGGAGUAAGUUCUGUAAGGUUGCUUGGGAGGAUAUAUGCAAGCCCAAGGAUGAAGGGGGGCUUGGUUUGAAUCAGCCCAUAAUCUGGAAUCAGGCACUUUUGAGCAAGAACCUGUGGAAUAUUGCCUCUAACAAGGAAACCCUGUGGGUGUAAUGGGUUCAUUUUGUUUAUCUUGAUGGCAAUGACUUUUGGACUUGGAGUCCUGGGAAGAAGGACUCCCACUUUUUCAAGAAGCUGACUGAAAUCAGAGACAUGCUACUACUCAAGUGUGGGAACAGAUGGGAACUUGAGAACCAACUCUGUGAUUUGGGUGAAAUAUCAGCUACCAAAGUUUAUGAUCUACUUAGAACCAGGGCUGAGGUGAGACCCUGGAUGAAGGCUAUUUGG